Messenger RNA from Uloborus diversus, 1065 nucleotides. RefSeq names its product cellular tumor antigen p53-like. The record is from RefSeq and is a predicted model, not a curated record. The transcript has 10 exons. The coding region runs from base 1 to 963 and encodes 320 amino acids. Gene Ontology annotation, cellular component: nucleus. Gene Ontology annotation, molecular function: RNA polymerase II cis-regulatory region sequence-specific DNA binding; DNA-binding transcription factor activity, RNA polymerase II-specific. Gene Ontology annotation, biological process: apoptotic process; regulation of transcription by RNA polymerase II. NCBI's taxonomy places the organism in Eukaryota, Metazoa, Arthropoda, Arachnida, Araneae, Uloboridae.
AUGCUAUCCAAGAAACCAUUUGGAAUUAUUGCUGGCAACAUUCAGGUGCCUGUUCUGCAAAAUCAACCUUCAAAUUUCUAUGUGCCUUCUUCUGUGCCAGCUAGUCAGAGCUGGCAUGGUGAAUAUGGAUUUACAGUCUCCUUUACUCAAGAACAAAAAAGUUCAAAAGCAUUAACUUGGACGUACUCUGAAAUUUCAAACAAACUUUAUGUUAAAAAAGAUGCUUCUUGUCCUAUCAAUUUUUCUGCCAACACGCGAUUACCAGAUGAUGUUUUCGUAAGAGCUACAGCCUUUUAUAGUUCUCCUGAUCAUGUAUCAGAAGUUGUUCACCGUUGUAUUAACCAUUCUACAGAUGAUUUAAACAAAGGGCUUGCUGAAGCAGAACAUUUGAUCAGAUGUGAGUGUAGGAAUGCUCAGUAUCAAAUUGAUCCCUUAACUUAUCGACAUAGUGUUGUUGUCCCUUUUGAAAAUCCAUGUGUUGGGCAAGAAUUCUCUACAUUCAUAUAUAAAUUUACAUGUUUUGGAUCGUGUUCUGGAGGCCCAAACCGAAGACCUAUGAUGAUAGUUUUUACUUUAGAAAAAGAUAAUAAGGUAAUUGGCCAUCACCGAAUAGAUGUCAAAAUAUGUGCUUGCCCAGGGCGUGAUAAGAAAUAUGAAGAAUGUUUACAAACUGUAGUACCAGAUGAUCCAGUGAAAGGAAGAGAUUCAGUGUUAGUGAAUUUGUCUGAUAGUAUGGAGUUUGUUAAAAAUGUUGCUUUUCCUGUGCCAAAGAAAGUUAAAGUGCCCCCUACUGAUGAAGGUCCUUAUACUAUUAAGACUGAUAAUUUAAAUUGCUUUGAAUUCCUGAAACAGAUGAGAACAUUUUAUGAAAUUUGUUAUACAAUGAAAGGCUUGCCUCCAGACAUUUCAAGUGCUUUGGUUCACUUCCAGCAGCUUCAGCAUAUAAAAAAGGAAAAUAGUUGACUGAGAACAUCAAAAACUAGUUCAAUAGUGAUUUUAACUUGAUUUUAUAUGCAGCCAAAUAUUAAGCUGAACGACCUUUUGUUAUAGAGCUGUUUUUAAGCA